This is a messenger RNA of Lytechinus pictus (painted urchin), 2450 nucleotides long. RefSeq lists its product as uncharacterized. The transcript has 3 exons. NCBI's taxonomy places the organism in Eukaryota, Metazoa, Echinodermata, Echinoidea, Temnopleuroida, Toxopneustidae. The record is from RefSeq and is a predicted model, not a curated record. The coding region runs from base 117 to 1127 and encodes 336 amino acids.
GUAGAAGUCGUCGAUGAUUCCGUUGCAUCGAUAUUAUUUGAGAAGAGAAUCAUUUAGAAUCUUUCGGUAGUUUCCAGAAAGCAGAGAUUACAGUCCUGUGGGCCUAUAUAGAUUAAAUGAUGGAUUUCAAACUCACCAUCAUCUUGAUCGCUGCUUGUUUCACCGGUAUCGUUCUUGCACGUUGUCCUAAACCAGAUGACAUCCCAGUAUCUAAGAACGGAAAAUAUGUUUGCGCCCGUGCAUAUGAAACUGGCCACCACGUGGAGGCCUUGUCGUGCAAAGGCGAAUUUCUCGAUAUUCCUAACGGGGACAUCACUAGAAACGCCUAUGAAAAUAAACCUUUUAAAACGCCAGGCGCUAUUGGAGCACUCGUAGUACGACCCGGAUGUCACAUUGAGCCAUUCGGGAGGGACAAUUUUAAAUAUGACGAUUCUCUAAAAUAUAAUGGUGUCAGAAUGGAAGUUGGGGUUUAUCCUUUAAUUUACUACGAUUUACCUGGCAAGAUUGCUUAUUUUGUUCAUGAUUUAGGGCGUUUUGGAUCCUGGGUGUGUGAUUGUGCUUUUACGAACGCACCGUUUGAGUGUAAACCUGAAGAAUCCUAUAAGAUUCUUCAACUAUGUAACAACCCCAACGUUCCAGAAAUGUCGUGCGAUUACGAGGUCCAGUCGGGAAUGGUUUUGGGCACCUCUGUUACUCACGGAGAGAGUAUAUCCCAUUCUGUCGAAGUUUCGGUAGGACUAUCAAUCAAGGGGAUAUUCGAAUCUGAGUUAUCAUAUUCAACUUCAACUUCAUAUGACUGGUCACACACCAACAGUGAAGAGUACAGUAAGGUUACCACUCGUAAGGUCAACUGCAAGGUGGAAAAGGGUCAGCACGUGAUAUUGCGUCAAGUGAUCGGAAAAUGUGGCGACACAGUAGUAUACACUGCACAUUUUGAGUGUCGAGGAAAUAUCGCAUUUGGUCUCGAUCCAACUACUGUCUACAAUAAAGCUUUGGAUAUUGCCAUGGCUGCCAUGACUGCCAAGGAAGCUAUGAUGGCUAAUAGUACAGAGGUUGGUGAAAUCGAUGUUAUGGCUUCCAUGGCUCGAAAGGAGGCGACCCAGGCCAGGGAUGCUGAGCCAAGCUAGAUCGCCAGCGAUCGCUGGGGCGCAGAAUGCUACAGUGGUGUAGAAUAGGACUUCUCCCUAGAAUCAACAAUCAGUCAAAUGUUCUGCGUCUUAGUGGAUACGUGCUAUACAGCACAGUUUGGAAUUUGGACCGGCAUCCGACCUUUACAGCCUCGCAAAAUUAAGUUGCGAUUCCGCAUUUUGACUUCUCGGAUUGUAUAUUCUCCACUUUGCUUGCGUUUAGGUUUGGUACAUUUGGUACCUUGUCUCAUUCUUUAGAAAUUAUUUUGAUUCAAUCAUGGUAACUUAAAAAAAAAUCAAUUCUGGUUAGGUUUGAUUUAUUGGUUUUACUUUCUGGAUUAUGGUUGCAACAUAUUUUUUUAUCAUGACGUCAUGUGUUUUCACAUUAUUCUAUAUCUUCCCUUGGUCGAUCCACUUAGUUGUUUUGUUUUUUAAAUCUAAAAUUGUAUAACAAUAUCCCACAGUCCUUUCUAUUAUUGGUAUCGUUAAAAAACAUUUAUAACUGGGCAGCUAUCAAUACGGCACCCGAUAUUUGUUCAUACAUAUUCGAACGUAAUGGUGGUCAUUUACUCAAUUCAAUAGGCCUAGACAGCCAUCAAAUUAAUUGGUGAUCGUGACCACAGAAGGAAUAUAGCAUCGAUAUUGGGGCAUUCUAAUUUCAUUCAGUUUUCGUUUUGCCUUGAGUUCUGGACGAUUUGAAUAGACUAUCAAUUUCGUUCAUUCAUUUAUUAUUAGGGUAUUAUUAAAGAGGUCCAGUGUGGAGCUAGAAAUAUUACUUGAAAACCAAACAUUCUUGUGCAUAAGCAUUUAAAUUCAUCUCACUCUAUGGUCAUGAUGGUUGAUAUGCUUAUGUUGAAUGAACGCCAAACAAAAAAUGAAAAUAACAACGAAAUCCUUUGGGUCUGUCCCAGAAUGAUUGGUGUUUAAAACACAAUUAGAAUAACAACAUAAGAAUGCAGGUCCCAUUUGCGCCCUUCUGAUUGGUCGAAAUUGAAAUUAUGUUUGAUUCUGGAAGUUGCGUUUAAUUAGAGCUCUCUGUGGAGCAGAUCCGUUGACCUAUUCAUUAAACAUAAUGGACAAAGGUUCAAGUCUUUGGGAGUAAAACUGUCAUUAACCAGUAAGCUGUCGAGGGUUUACAUAGUGAUUUUUGCAGCAUUGUAAAGUUAUAACAUAAUAGGGAAACGCUCAUUAGCCAUGCAUCAUGUGCAUAGGCCUCCUCAGAUUAUCCCCUUUAACUUAUUGCCCGUAUUUUCAAUAAUAGUGCUUUCUUUGGUCAUUUUUGAAGGUAUCCAAAGUUAUUAAAUUCAUUUGAUUGAUCAAUCU